AUGGACACCAAACCGCACUCCCACGCCCGCACCCACGCCCCCUCCCACGCCCGCUCCCAUCACCGAGACCGCUCCCGCGACAGAGGACACACCCGCUCUCGCUCCAAGUCCCCUUCCUCCCAUCACCACCACCACCACCACCACCGCCGCUCCCACCGCCACCCCCGUUCCCGCUCCCGUUCCCGCUCACCCACCACGCACCACGCCCACCGCCGCCACCACCGCAAGCACACACGCACGCCCUCCCCCGCCGCACCCGCAGCACAAGCGCUGCUCCCGUUCAACGCGCCUCCGCUGACAAAGCACGAUCUGGGCACGGCGCACGUGCGCGCAAUCUUCAGCGACUACCUGGACAUCCAGAAGGGGCUCUACCUGGACACGCUGUCGACGCGCGAGCUCAAGGGACGGUAUAAACGCUUUGUGAGCCACUAUAAUCGUGGAGAGCUCGCGCGGGGGUGGUAUGAGCGCGUCGUGAAGGAGUCUUCUUCUAGCACCACCACCAAUCCCCCCUCCUCCUCCACAAACCCCACCAGCACCAGCACCGGCACAGCCACCGGGGACGCAAAGCGUAAACCCCAACCCGAACCUACAGAGGAAGACGACACCAGCGAAGACGAGAUCGUCGGCCCCUUCCUACCCGGCCAGGAGCCGCACAAGCGCCGUAAACUCGGUGCUACACGGCCAACGUUUGAGGACUUGGAGUUGCAGAAAGAACAAACCACCUCCGCCACCGCACUCGCCCGCGCCGACAUCCGCUUCGAGCGCAAAGCCGAGCGGCGCGCCCAAUCCGCGCUGCUUGACGAACUCGCGCCCCGCGCCGACGCAGGCACGCACGCGCGGCGGCUCGAGAAGAAGGCCGACAUCACGGCCAAGCUGGCGGCGUACAAGGAGCAGUCGCCGGGGCUGGAGGCGGUGGACGACGCGACGCUGAUGGGCGGCGGCGGCGAGGACGGCGGCGGGACCGAGGGCUUCAAGCAGAAGAAGGCGGCGCUGGAGCGCAAGAAGAAUGAUCGCGAGCUGCGCAAGGAGCAGCUGCUGCAGGCGCGGAUUGCGGAGAGGGAGGAGAGGAUGGCAAUGCAUCGGGUCAAGGAGGAGAGGACGAUGGCGAUGUUGAGGACGUUGGCGGGGAGGUUUCAGUAG
This is a messenger RNA of Morchella importuna, 1140 nucleotides long. RefSeq lists its product as uncharacterized. The transcript has 3 exons. The coding region runs from base 1 to 1140 and encodes 379 amino acids. NCBI's taxonomy places the organism in Eukaryota, Fungi, Ascomycota, Pezizomycetes, Pezizales, Morchellaceae. The record is from RefSeq and is a predicted model, not a curated record.